CCGCUUCCGCCGCCGCUUCCGCCGCUUCCCGACCGCCUUUCCCGGCUCUGCUCCGGUUCCUGCUCCGCUCAGGCCUCGGUCUCACCUUGUCGCCAUCAUGAACAAGAAGAAGAAGCCGUUCCUGGGCAUGCCCGCGCCCCUGGGUUACGUGCCGGGGCUGGGCCGCGGAGCCACGGGUUUCACCACCCGCUCUGAUAUCGGCCCUGCCCGCGAUGCCAACGACCCCGUGGACGACCGGCACGCUCCGCCAGGCAAGAGAACUGUGGGGGACCAGAUGAAGAAGAACCAGACAGCAGAUGAUGAUGAUGAGGAUUUGAAUGACACCAAUUAUGAUGAGUUCAAUGGCUACGCUGGGAGUCUGUUCUCAAGCGGCCCCUAUGAGAAAGAUGAUGAGGAAGCAGAUGCAAUUUAUGCAGCUUUGGAUAAGAGGAUGGAUGAACGCAGGAAGGAAAGGAGGGAACAACGAGAAAAAGAGGAAAUAGAAAAGUACCGUAUGGAAAGACCCAAAAUUCAACAGCAGUUCUCAGACUUGAAACGGAAAUUAGCAGAGGUUACUGAGGAGGAGUGGCUGAGUAUUCCCGAGGUUGGGGAUGCCAGGAACAAGCGGCAGAGGAAUCCUCGUUAUGAGAAGCUGACUCCUGUCCCUGACAGCUUCUUUGCAAAGCAUUUGCAGUCGGGGGAGAAUCACACUUCUGUGGACCCACGCCAGACACAAUUUGGUGGACUGAAUACUCCGUAUCCAGGAGGUUUGAAUACUCCAUACCCAGGAGGAAUGACACCAGGCUUGAUGACACCUGGGACAGGUGAAUUGGAUAUGAGGAAGAUUGGUCAAGCCAGGAACACCUUGAUGGAUAUGAGACUCAGCCAGGUAUCAGACUCUGUGAGCGGCCAGACUGUAGUGGACCCAAAAGGAUAUUUGACAGACUUGAACUCCAUGAUUCCCACACACGGAGGAGAUAUCAAUGAUAUCAAAAAAGCCCGUUUGCUCCUGAAAUCUGUCCGAGAGACCAAUCCUCAUCAUCCACCAGCCUGGAUAGCAUCAGCCCGACUGGAGGAGGUCACUGGCAAACUCCAGGUGGCUCGAAAUCUCAUCAUGAAAGGAACAGAGAUGUGCCCUAAGAGUGAAGAUGUUUGGUUGGAAGCUGCUCGGCUUCAGCCUGGAGAUACAGCCAAGGCUGUUGUGGCGCAGGCUGUGCGGCACCUGCCACAGUCCGUGCGGAUCUAUAUCAGAGCAGCAGAGCUGGAGACAGACAUCCGUGCCAAGAAACGUGUCCUUAGGAAAGCCCUCGAGCACGUUCCAAACUCAGUGCGUUUGUGGAAAGCAGCCGUGGAGCUGGAGGAACCUGAGGAUGCCAGGAUCAUGCUGAGCCGGGCUGUGGAGUGCUGUCCAACCAGUGUUGAACUGUGGCUGGCGCUGGCAAGGCUGGAGACAUAUGAGAAUGCUCGUAAAGUCCUUAACAAAGCCCGGGAGAAUAUCCCGACAGAUCGUCACAUCUGGAUUACUGCUGCCAAACUGGAGGAAGCCAAUGGAAACACCCAGAUGGUGGAGAAAAUUAUUGACAGAGCCAUCACAUCUCUUAGGGCUAAUGGUGUGCAGAGGAAUUUGCACUUGUGGGUGCAGGAUGCCGAGGAAUGUGAUAAAGCUGGAAGUGUGGCCACGUGCCAGGCAAUCAUGAGAGCUGUGAUUGGGAUUGGCAUCGAGGAAGAAGAUCGGAAACACACCUGGAUGGAAGAUGCAGACAGUUGUGUUGCUCAUAAUGCCCUGGAGUGUGCCCGAGCCAUUUAUGCCUAUGCCUUGCAAGUCUUCCCGAGCAAGAAGAGCGUGUGGCUGCGAGCAGCCUACUUUGAAAAGAACCAUGGAACCAGAGAAUCCUUGGAGGCUCUUUUGCAGAGAGCUGUUGCUCACUGUCCCAAAGCAGAGGUGCUGUGGCUCAUGGGAGCCAAAUCCAAGUGGCUGGCGGGAGAUGUGCCAGCAGCCAGAAGCAUCUUGGCCCUGGCUUUCCAGGCCAACCCCAACAGCGAGGAGAUCUGGCUGGCUGCCGUGAAGCUCGAGUCAGAGAACAAUGAGUAUGAAAGAGCGAGGAGGCUGCUGGCAAAGGCUCGCAGCAGUGCCCCCACUGCAAGGGUCUUCAUGAAGUCUGUGAAGUUGGAAUGGGUGCUUGGGAACAUUGCUGCAGCCCAGGAGCUCUGUGAGGAAGCCCUGAAGCACUAUGAGGACUUCCCCAAACUGUGGAUGAUGAAAGGACAAAUUGAGGAGCAAAAAGAGCUGGUAGAGAAAGCACGGGAGGCUUAUAAUCAAGGGUUGAAGAAGUGCCCCCAUUCCAUACCCCUGUGGCUCUUGCUGUCCAGGCUGGAGGAGAAAGUUGGGCAGCUGACUAGAGCAAGAGCCAUCUUGGAAAAGUCUCGCCUGAAGAAUCCAAAGAAUCCAGAUCUCUGGUUGGAAUCUGUGCGCUUGGAGUACCGAGCUGGGCUGAAGAACAUUGCAAACACUCUGAUGGCCAAAGCACUGCAAGAGUGCCCCAAUUCAGGAAUCCUGUGGUCAGAAGCAAUUUUCCUUGAAGCGCGACCGCAACGAAAGACCAAGAGUGUGGAUGCUCUCAAGAAGUGUGAACAUGACCCACAUGUCCUGCUGGCUGUGGCCAAGCUGUUCUGGAGCGAGCGUAAAAUAACCAAGGCCAGAGAGUGGUUCCACCGCACGGUGAAGAUAGACUCGGACCUGGGGGAUGCCUGGGCCUUCUUUUACAAAUUUGAGCUCCAGCAUGGCACAGAGGAACAACAAGAAGAGGUAAGGAAGCGCUGUGAGAAUGCUGAACCUCGCCACGGAGAGCUCUGGUGUGAUGUCUCCAAGGACAUAGAGAAUUGGCAGAAAAAGAUUGGAGAGAUUCUUGUGCUUGUGGCAGCCAAGCUGAAAAAUACCUUCUAGUGUGCUGGCCUCAGCUGCCUCAGAGGUCCCUGUAGGAUUUAACCUGCUCGUGGUGCAUUUGCCCUUUCAGUGGCACAGAUUUUGAAGGACAGGACAUGGAUGAUGAUAAGAAAGAGCUUUCUCCCAAAAGGAAAAGCUGCUUCCUUCUUUCCCCAGCAUGGCCAUCAGCUUCUACAGCACAUGGGAACAUUGUAGCUGGUGUCACACAGGAGACAGGAGCAGUCUUGUGAGGCUCUGUUGGCAUUUCCAUGUUGAUUCCCCAUUCCCCCCUGCAAACACAAGCUUUAAUUAGCGCUUGUAUGGAUUCUGACAUGUGGCAGUCCCUCUGUUCUUGGCCCUGGCAUGUGUUUCCUGUUCCCCUUUAGAGUUUGGCCCAUCUGAUGUUGGUUCCUUGUCUGUAGAUCUGGGUUGUUGCUGUUGGAAUACACUGAUUGUCCCUGAAGGAGAUGGGUGGAGUUGCAGGAGCAGCCCAGCAGCACAGGGAAAGUUCUGGGCUGGCUUCUGUUCUUCAGGUGGUGUAGUUUGGUCUCUGCUAACAAGCUGCUGCACAGCUUGGAGAUGUUCCUCCAACCUGAGCAGCUGGAGCAUUUUGUCAAAUUCAAAAGCAUAUUUUUAGAGAACUUUUCCUCAAUUAUUAAAUGUAUAUAGUAAAGCUUAUUCUUUUAGGUGUUUGAGUUCAUUAAGCACAGUGGUGGUUUAAAGUAACAAGGCAAAACUCAGCAAUCCCUGAAAGCCCUUUUGAAGGAAGAACAUUUUUUUAGAGUUGUUGGGAGACUGCUGUUACACAGCUGUGACUGCCUGUGGCUGGGAGGUUUGAUUUCUAUCUCCAAGUGCAGAUAGGAAAAAGCAAACUCAAGAGAGGGAAAGCUUUAUGUUUGAGAGCCUUUGUACACUGUCUUCAAUUUUCUAUACUUGUGAUGUGUACUAUUUUUACCCCAACCUCCUGACUUUCUUGUGAUCAUAGAAUCAGAAGCUGUAUUGUCUUACACCUGAGGCUAUAGCAGCUGUAUCUAGGUCUGUGGAUGUGCAUUAUCCCAUGUAUUUAGUUGGAGGAGAAACUCCCUUAUUACUUGUUGGAGAAUAUGUAUAAAAUACAGCCUUUUUUUUUUUUUGUUUCCUUC
Messenger RNA from Cyanistes caeruleus (blue tit), 4044 nucleotides. The record is from RefSeq and is a predicted model, not a curated record. Lineage: Eukaryota; Metazoa; Chordata; Aves; Passeriformes; Paridae.